Molecule: messenger RNA, 495 nt
Organism: Dibothriocephalus latus
Lineage: Eukaryota; Metazoa; Platyhelminthes; Cestoda; Diphyllobothriidea; Diphyllobothriidae
Source: the annotation of a GenBank genome assembly
AUGCUGACGUCGGCCGCUCGACUCUCCAGCCGCCCAACCCCUUCCAUCCCGGAGAUGACUACUCCCUAUGGGCGUGUCGUACCGCCAACCUCUGGCUUUGGCGUUGGAGGCAUUCUGGAACCGGCGGCAGCGCACCGGAGACUGUCCCUACUGACUUUUCCGGAAGAAGCCGCCGAACGACGUGAGUUGGAGAUUUUGAAAAGGUUUACUCUUGGCGUGGCGAAUUCCGAACUGUAUACCAAAUUCAUACGGAAACAGUACUCGACCUUGUCGAAGGCACUGAAAGUCGCUCGCGGGUUCGAGGCCGCUGAGCUAGCUCGACGAGAAUCGUCGUCCGCCCAAGUCUACGCGGUGGCGACCUCCGGGGCGUCGCCGUUCUGGCACCCUGAUCGACCUUGUAACCUCUCCCCAGCCAGUAGCCCCUACUGCCGUCGGUUUGGCAAGCGGGCCCAACGCUGCGGUCACAAUCCUCCCAUUCGUCCACAACCUCGGCCC